UUCAGUUCGGAUUGAAUCAGUCAACUGCGGCCCACAAGCGGACGGCACCGGUACAAGCCACAGCGAAGCCUGUAUCUGCCUGUAUAUGUGAUUCUUUAGCGCACAAAAACUCUACCCCCAGUGGAUUUUGCUCUACGGUCCUACCACCAACGACUCCAGCACAGGACACAGGUCGUUCUACUACUGUUUCCGGAGUCUACACUAUGAACCUGUAAGAAAACACGCCGCACAAGCUAAGGAGAGCUCCAGUUGAAAAUGGUAGAAGGAUGGAUCCUUACAAACAACAUGACGAACUCUACCGAUCCCGUCUUUGGAUCAAGACUCUGGACGACCCCUCUUCCAGAAAACACUUCAAACACUACAGGCAACGGACCGCCAUGGACUGUCUCCCCCUCACUGGAUGACUCGGAGGGCUCCGUCUAUACUACUCAAUAUGUUGCAGGGCAAACCAGUGCAAUAAUUUUGAUAUUUCUCGCGUCUUGCGUGGGGAACUUUCUGGUGGCGUUCACGCUAUGGAGGAAAGCGUACCUACUGACGGUCAGCAAUAAGUUCGUCUUCAGCCUGACCGUGUCCAACUUCCUACUGUCCCUACUCGUCUUUCCGUUCAGUGCUGCCAGUGCGGUCCUGAGAAGGUGGAUUUUUGGGGUGGUUUGGUGCAAUUUCACCGGUUUCGUCACCGUGUUGGUCAGUUCUGCCAGCCUGCUCACACUCGGCAUUAUUGCAAUAGACAGGUACUACGCCAUAGUCCGACCCAUGAUGUACCCUGACAUCAUCACCCCACUGCGCGGGUACCAGCUGCUGUUCUACAUCUGGCUGCACGCUACUGUCAUCGCGCUGCCCCCGCUCUUCGGAUGGGGAAAAUACCAGUUCCAGGUGUCCAAGGCGAGCUGUGCCGUACAGUGGGACAGAAGUUUGUCUUACUCCAUCGUCUGGACCACGUCAUGUUUCGUCGCGCCGCUGCUCGAAAUGUUGUUCUGCUACUGGCACAUUCUCCAAGUCGCCCGGACAAAAUCGCGCAAAAUCCACGUCGGAAACCGCGGACCGGACGCCGACUCCCCCGACACCGGUCUACAGUGCCCCCUCUACGUCAGGACAGGUAAACAAUGGAAAGCCGCCAGAACUUUAGUCUUCGUGUUAGGCUCGUUCAUCAUUCCGUGGGCGCCCUACGCCGUGUGUCUGAUGUACCAGGCUGCGCACGGACCGGGUAGUCUGUCACCAUGGAUACAGAGCGUGGUGGUGUGCCUGUCGUUCUGCGGGAGCGUCUGUCACCCCCUGAUGUACGGGGUGUGGAACAGAACGGUUCGGAAGGAACUCGUGCUGCUGCUGUGCGGGGACGACAGGCUGUACGGCCGCAGGGGAUGGAGAAGCGGCCUAGGGCGACGGGGGCGGCGUGAGUCCAGGACCCGCGCUCUCAGCAUCUCCGUGCGCAUCACAGACCUGGGCAUGUCACAUCAGCUGAUAGCCGCCAUUGCCCUGCGGACUGAUACCUACAGCACCACAUCCGGGACAGACAACACCGGCAGGCGCACAAGUAUUCAUAGCGACGACUCAGGAACUACAUUGAUGACGCUAGAAGAUUCCAUUGGUUACGGAUCACCCCCCGCCAGUGAUACGUCACUUCCGUCACCCCCUCCGAUCGUGACGUCACUUCCGAAUGGUUCGUCAGACCACGUGGGCAUGACGUUGUCCAAUGGCUACGCUCCGUCAGCUACAAACGAGGACAUGUACCCGCUACCCCUGGAAAAGGCCCUUCAAAGGGGACGGAGACCGAGUAACACACUUAUUAAGGCUUCUCAAAGACCCUCUUUAGAGAGCAUAGAUGAGGGUUUAUGCAACGCCUCCUGUCUGGACGGACAAUAACUGCAGUAUUUUGUCAUUUUGUGAAAGACUCAACGAAUGAGGGGGCUUUCCUUAUCUUUCAUGCUCAGGUGCUAUCGAAGUAGAGUUAUGUGUUGUCGGAGUUAUCCAGUACAAUAGACAUACAAACUCGUAGUGUGGUCGUCUGUCGUCACAUGGCCCUUAAAACACUAGAGUCAAUGCAAUACGUGUUUUGUAGUUGCAAAGUUUUCAUCGAUAUUUCUGAUGUACAUUUGUUGUUCAAUAAACUGUCCUUUAUAUAAAAGAACUUUCCGGUUGA
Messenger RNA from Branchiostoma belcheri (Belcher's lancelet), 2137 nucleotides. RefSeq names its product G-protein coupled receptor 161-like. Bases 256 to 1860 code for a protein of 534 amino acids. The transcript has 6 exons. Gene Ontology annotation, biological process: G protein-coupled receptor signaling pathway. The record is from RefSeq and is a predicted model, not a curated record. NCBI's taxonomy places the organism in Eukaryota, Metazoa, Chordata, Leptocardii, Amphioxiformes, Branchiostomatidae. Gene Ontology annotation, molecular function: G protein-coupled receptor activity. Gene Ontology annotation, cellular component: membrane.